CUCAAGCUACGGUCCUCUACACAUCCAAUAUCGCAAUGUCAAGAACAGCAGCAUUAUCCUCAUUCGUGGAAAGCACGCCGCCGGGCGAGCUAUCGGACGUCACGAAAGCUAUCAAGUCCAUCCUCGGCGAUGAUAACGUCUCCUCCGAGCUGUCACCGGCAUUCGAGAAGUACAACGAGGAGCAAUUCACAACUGUAAAGCUCCCGGGCGGCAGCAACGAAGUACUUGUUAGCGAACACAACCGGUUAGGCGAUGGAAGAUAUUACGAUGUAGAAAGCCAGAGCUCGUUUGAGUUCGACCAUGCCACACAGAAGGCUAGCGGUGUGCAAUCCUACGUGCUUGAGUCGGAUAAUGCGGACCUAGUGAAGAGUACUAUCAAGAGCCUUUCGACCCACGCGGCGGAGCAUUAUCCUAAGUCCUCCAUCGGAGUGUUCCCCGUCUCCGACGAGACCGCCCUUGCCAUUUUGACCGUCGCCAACAAAUACUCCCCUUCAAACUACUGGAACGGCCGGUGGCGCUCCUCGUACAUCUACACACCCUCCUCCGGUAGCAUCACAGGUACAAUUAAGGUUGACGUCCAUUACUACGAGGACGGCAACGUACGACUUCUCACAAACAAAGACGUGGACCUCAAGGUCGGACAGAACGCCAACGCCAGUGAAAUCGUUCGAGCGAUUGCGGGUGCCGAAAAGAAAUACCAAGAGGAUUUGAACAAGGCAUUUGGCAGCUUGAGCGAGGGAGCUUUCAAGAGUUUGAGGAGACAGUUGCCCAUCACUAGGCAAAAGAUGGACUGGGACAAGAUCUCCGGAUACAGAGUUGGUGCUGACAUAGGUGGUGGCAGGACCAGGUAGACCACGUCUGAGGAUCUUGUUAGGGAAAAACCCUGAGCUCUACAAGAUUAACUUGGUGGAAAUAGAAAUAGAAAGAUUCAAGUACAUUUGUUAACAAAACGAUUGCCGUCUGUAUUGGCAUUCUCUCUUCAUUCAGUCACCUCACGGACAUGACUUUACUAUGAAAAUCCUGAGUUGCUGUAUUUGUUUACCUUUACUUACGCGUACCACUAGGUCGUCUAUUUUGAUGGACUGUUUACCUUCUAUCACUUCACAAGUCGGCCGGGGUUUCACAUUCUCAGGAUCCCUCUUUUC
Messenger RNA from Aaosphaeria arxii CBS 175.79, 1145 nucleotides. RefSeq names its product F-actin-capping protein subunit alpha. NCBI's taxonomy places the organism in Eukaryota, Fungi, Ascomycota, Dothideomycetes, Pleosporales. Gene Ontology annotation, cellular component: F-actin capping protein complex; actin cortical patch. Gene Ontology annotation, molecular function: actin filament binding. Gene Ontology annotation, biological process: barbed-end actin filament capping; actin cytoskeleton organization. The transcript has 4 exons. The record is from RefSeq and is a predicted model, not a curated record. The coding region runs from base 36 to 851 and encodes 271 amino acids.